UGCAGCUCAGCGAGAAGCGGCGAGCAGACGGACCCUGAGAAGAGGUGGAGCCACGACGAGACUCAUAAAACCCAAAAGCUUUUUCCCUCAACUCACUGUCAAGGUGACGCGCUCCGCAGCUGACAGAUUAGCUCCGACCUCCGCGUCUUUCUCUCUCUCUCUCUCUCUUUCACGCACACACACACACACACACGCGCGCGCGCAUGCACAAAGCGACUGGGCAUGAACGCAACCGGGUUAACGGGAGCUUUUGGUCACAGGCUCGUUCUGGGCUCCAGAUUUCCUCUCCAGAAAUAACCACGUGUGGUCUGAAGUGACGCGUAAAAACCCGCAGAGGACGCACGGAGUCGCAGGGGGAAGACGGCUACCUGUGGGCCACUUGUUGAUUUAUGUUUUGCUUUUGCUCCGCAACCUGAGGAUAACUUGGUCUCUCCAUCUCCGGACUACAAGGGCGCUUGCAGAGGGAAUAUGACGGCUGGCCUGGGCCACUGAGGAGGCGGUCAUCGGCGUGCAGCACUCGAGGGUCUUGUUGAGGCGCCCCGCGCGCAGCCAUAUCAUGCAUCAUCAUUUGGACAUGGGGGCGCAUUACUAUCCGCCGGACGUCCACGCCGACCACAGAACUCACCGCUACAGGAGUUUCAUGAUAGAGGAAAUCCUGACGGACCACCCGGAGCACAAAGCGUCGGCUCCGGCCGGGGAGCUGCUCAAAUUCGGGGUGCACGCUCUGCUCUCCGCCCGGCCCUUUCACAACCAACUGGUGCUGAAAGCCGAGCAGACGAGCCUCCUCAAGUUCCCCCUGUCCCCGCUGUCCUGCUCGCUGGGCUCCGCGCUCGGCCCGCCGCUGCUGGCCGCGGCGCCGGGCCUGCAGGUCGGCGCCGCGGCCCACCACCUGCCGCUGGACCUGCACCUCCGCGGGAAGCUGGAGCACGGGCCCGACGGGCCCGGCAAGGCCAAGAAGGGCCGCCGGAGCCGCACCGUGUUCACCGAGCUGCAGCUCAUGGGCCUGGAGAAGCGCUUCGAGAAGCAGAAGUAUCUGUCCACGCCCGAUAGAAUAGACCUCGCUGAGUCUCUGGGCCUCAGCCAGCUGCAGGUGAAGACCUGGUACCAGAACAGGAGGAUGAAGUGGAAGAAAAUUGUGCUGCAGGGAGGAGGCCUGGAGUCGCCAACCAAACCUAAGGGCCGCCCGAAGAAGAACUCCAUCCCCAGCAGCGAGCAGCUCUCCGAGCAGGAGCGGUCCGUGGCUGAUGCCGAGCAUCAGUCUGAGGGCUCGAGCUCCCAGUUGGACAGCACCCAGGAGGAGUGAGCGGCGCCUCCGGGCCCUGCAGACACUCACACUUGACUCUAUAUGUGCGGAGCCUUUGCGACUCACACUAUGCAAAUUAUGGAUGGGACCGGACUUCGUGAUGGCAUGGAGGAGAUGUUUGCUGAUGCCCGUGCCACGCACCCCCAUGCAAACCAAAAGACAUUGCCGGCCCUGCCGCAUGGCACCACCUUCCAGCAGCCAUGUGUUUUUCCUCAUAGCUCUACCAUGAACCUGCUGCUGUUGAGGAGGGAGCUCAAACCGCUGCAGUAGGUCGACCCUUUUCUAUUCUAAGGAUCCACACUCACUCAUCUGUUUUGCAUUCCUUUUGUGUAACUGUGCUAUGUUUAAUUAUUAAAUAUAUUUUCACUAAUG
Scophthalmus maximus (turbot) is the source of this 1675-nucleotide messenger RNA. RefSeq names its product BARX homeobox 1 (gene barx1). The record is from RefSeq and is a predicted model, not a curated record. NCBI's taxonomy places the organism in Eukaryota, Metazoa, Chordata, Actinopteri, Pleuronectiformes, Scophthalmidae. Gene Ontology annotation, molecular function: DNA binding; DNA-binding transcription factor activity, RNA polymerase II-specific. Bases 557 to 1303 code for a protein of 248 amino acids. Gene Ontology annotation, biological process: regulation of DNA-templated transcription. The transcript is spliced from 4 exons.